Molecule: messenger RNA, 507 nt
Organism: Clavispora lusitaniae ATCC 42720
Lineage: Eukaryota; Fungi; Ascomycota; Pichiomycetes; Serinales; Metschnikowiaceae
Source: RefSeq, a predicted model, not a curated record
AUGAAUUCUCCGCCAGAAGCAAGAAUCAAAUCGAUUCUAGACCCGAAAUUCGCUUGUCUGGCGCCUGUCCGCGUGUUCCAAACCGUAUACAUAGCUAGGCGACGUUUCUGUAUUAGUCUCGUAGUGUCACAGAAAAUUUGUUCCUUCUUUGACACUCCUUCAAGUGAUGGAAUCACAUAUGAGUUCAAAAGCGUCCGAUGGGGCUGUGAAUUGCGGAAUAAGAGACACUCGGACUUGUUUGUUUCUUCGAAAGCUGCUGCACCUUCUCUUAGAUUAUUGACAACGCGUUUUUCCUUGAUUGCCACGUCGAUUCCUUCUGCAUUAUCAAUAAGAUCCAUACUGACAUUUAUAUCGCCCAUGAGAACCACAUUUUUCCCCAUCUCGUGGAGUUUGCGGCAUCUCUUCAAAAGUACAGAAAGAAAUGCCAUACGAAACUCUUGGCCCUCUUCCGAUCCUUGCGAGUUGGCUGGGCAAUAUACGGAGAAAAACCACAGUUCCUCCAGCUAA